Pseudo-nitzschia multistriata is the source of this 3476-nucleotide messenger RNA. Lineage: Eukaryota; Bacillariophyta; Bacillariophyceae; Bacillariales; Bacillariaceae. The record is from the annotation of a GenBank genome assembly.
CAGUGGUUUCGAUCGUUCAUAAAAUAACUCGGACCGAAUUUAAAAAUAUUUACUUGCGAUCCUACCCACAGAUCAUACAAUAAUUCAUGCGGAUUGUUCUCUGUAUUAGUACAAUAGUAAGGCAAGCGCAUCCUAUACGACGGUCUUGCGAAAGAGCAAACCAAAACGUCCAUGGGACUCUGUUCCGCCCUAGUAGCUAGCCUUUGAAAACAAUUGUUUUAGACGAUGGGGCAUUCGUAUGGCCGUCCAGUAAAUGAAAGUACCGUGGACAACCUUUGUGUCACCCCAGCAGAUCCAAGCAAGAUUGUCAGAGGAGAUCGCGGCCGGCCUUGUCCCGGCGGGGCUUGUCUGAAUACAACCCCACCUCCACCUGGUUGGGGUCGAUAUUGGAUCCAUUGUGGUUUCCGUUUCCGUUGGACUGCGGGAUGGUCGAGUUUGGCGACCUCGCAAAGGAGGCCAUAAUUUCCUGCAGAACGCCACCGUCCGCCUCCAGCUUGUUGACGGCCUCGCUGUGGUCCCUCGUGGAGUUCUGGGCGGCGUCCCCGGCCUCUCCCCGGCGCAGUUUUAUCUUGCGCGCCACAUAAUAUCCCACGAGGCUCACCACCAGGGUGACCACUAGCCCGAUAAAGACCGAAACGGCGAUGUGGAGGCCACCACUUUCUGUUUUGUUGUGUGAUGAUGAUUCGUUCGACAUGGUUCCGGUGGCUGGGUCAAAAUCAAAACCCGGCCAGUCCCUAGGGACGUUGCCGGUUACGAAUUGGCAGUGCUGCAAGAGUUGUCGUUUCGGUUUGUGCCAUUGUGUUGUAAUUUGUUGGGAACGAUAAAAGUAUGUUCGUUGCUGCUAUUGUGAGUGUUGGUUCCAAUGCACAAAACUUCAACUGGAUCCAAACAAGAUAGAACAAAACGAAACAACAGCCACGAUGUGCGCGCGCAUACGAACGUGAACCGUUCUCCAGUGCUCCUAGAAAAAUAAAAAUAAAUUCCAAAAAUAGAAAUAACGCACCGGUCCCUCGAACUCGGCCGGGCAGUCGCAGUUCCAUUGCGCACCACCGUUGUUUGUGGACAGGACGCAGGUUCCCCGGUUGGAACAGAAUGAGUGGGACGCGGUUUCCUGCUCCAUCUGACAAUAUGUUUCCGCUUCAUACUCGCAAAAGAGACCAGCGAAGUCGCCAUCGCUGGUUCCACAGUCGCAGUAGUACGAGCCCUCCUCGGUUGGGUGCUCCGCGCAGCUUGAUCCGUUCUCGCAGCGGUGUCCAUCAGGACAUUUUCGAAUUUUUGACAUGUCGUGAUUUUUCUGGAUUGAUUCCCUGUUGCUCUAUUUUAAUCCGGUUCAGGAGAACGUUUGGUUGUGUUGGGUUGGAUCUGUUCAAAUGUAAUCUCCUUUGUCUUCUCACUCCAGCAAGUUUAUCUCGUCCGUCUUUCUUUUUGGUGACGACGACUCACUCAACAAGUACGAGUUGUAGGAGCAGCAGGUAUUUUUUGCAGUUAUUUCAAAGCGGUACAGUCGUCUCUCUCAGUACCGUACCCUACGUACCGUACGGGACGUAGUACGGCAUGCAUGGCACCAUAAUGCCCCUCCGUUUCAAUUACGGGGACGAGUACGAAAGCCGAAGGGUACAAACGUUAUGUUACCGGCAGCCAUCACGGUAGGAUGACCCGCGAGGGAGCAUUGGUUCCGUGGAAAGAACCACAUGAGGAACUCCGAUGACAAUUUGAGUCUUGUAUUGCAGGAACCCAACGUGCUGGAAACAGAAUGACUCACCCACGCGGGAUUGAUUUAUUUUAGUCAAUCGGGUCGAAAACUGCUAACGAGAACGACGAGGAUCGGGAAACAAGAAACAGCACUUGUAAAAAAUCAUCAAAAGGAUUUUUUGGCACACCGCCUUACCUUCAGGUACCAAGUUCGGCUAAAUAAAGUACGAGUGCUACUACAUGUACCUUUUUGGAGUGUCACAACAACCUUCGACUGUAGCAAAAAACAUUCUCUCAGUCAUUCGCGCUACAAACAAUCCAAUACUUGUCGUACUGUCAUAUCAUAAAUACGUGUGAAUAUUGUGAUAGCAAUCAUACCAAAAUCGGUCUUUAUAAUAUCCCAACUGGCAUUCAAACUGGCCUCCUGUACACUAGUUUUACAACACGACGAAGGCGGUCCAAUCGGUCAUUUUUGUCGAAAACAUUUCUCGGAAGGAAUACACAACGGCAUCAUACUUCCAGCGUGUUGCCAUCUUAAAUACGAUACGAUACACCGCAAUAAGAGCAAUGAAGAUACUUGUCAAUAGCCGGGUGGCAAUCGCUUGCCUCCUCUUGGGGUUCGAAAACGGCAGCGGCGGCUUCGUAGCCGAAUCCCUAUCGCACACUACGAACGCGGCAACAACGAGAACAGCGACAACACCACACCUGCGGCGAUCCGAACGAACGGUGACGAUUCACCGGAACCUGCAAGAGGAUGUUGGCGAGGGUCAAACGGAAGAAGCGCCUCCUCCACCGGCCGGGGAGGCCGUCGAGCCCAAACCCACCGCCGAGGAACCACCACCGGCGGAAGUUCCUAUUGAAAACGGGGGUCAGGAUGCGGCUGCCGAGGAGCCACCAGCUGUUGUGAAUGCCGAGCCUGUGCCAGAGGUUAUUGUGAAUUCUGAGCCUGUGCCAGAGGUCGAACCCCAAGCUGAGCCCCAGGCCGGGGACGAGCCAUCCAUGGUGAACGCAGAGGCUCAGGGUGAAAACGGGACCGAGGAAGCGGCGGCGAUGGAAUUGGGCGGGGAAAACACGGAAUCCACAGAGACCGAGGGAUCGAAGGACAACACCGAAACCGUUGCCGAGACAACGGAAGAGGUGAAAGAAGAAUCGAUCGUUGAAAUACCAGAGCCCACCCCUCAGCCCAUCCCUGAACCCACCCCCUCGCCGGUUGCGGCACCUACCGAAAAGCCCACGGUCAAGCCCUACGUCCCAUCGAACGACUCGUACGAUCCCGUCAAGGCGGAGGACGAAAAGCACGCCGAGGAACAGGAGCUCCAGGAACUGGAAACGGAACUUAAGCAGGAAGAAAAGGUCGCCCGACAGGCUGGGGGCCUCGGGAUAUUUUUUGGAAUCCUCGCCAUGAUCUUCACUGCCCACCAGAUGAGCGAGAAUCCCGAUGGCCUCUAUGCGAGCGUCUGCCGGCUGGCCAUAACGAUCUCGUCGGUGGUCGUAAAGAUCAUCUGCAUGCCGUGCCGGAAAUUGAUGGGUGUGGGUGGCGGUGGAAACCCCUACAGCGGCCACAUGCCGAUCAGCACGAACGAUUACAGCUAUAGGAAUGAUCCGUAUCGCAGCAACGCGAAUGCCGGAUUCGAAAUGUCGUGAUGAUAAUGAUGAUGAAUGAAGGAUCGGCCGAUUUCGAUCAAAGAGACGAUGUAUUUUAUGGAUGAAUUACUUUCCUGCAACCUAAAGUAGUGUACCACGGUUUCGAUGAAUGCUAGAAUGAAUAAGAAUAUUGAAUUUCC